Molecule: messenger RNA, 1307 nt
Organism: Linum tenue
Lineage: Eukaryota; Viridiplantae; Streptophyta; Magnoliopsida; Malpighiales; Linaceae
Source: the annotation of a GenBank genome assembly
CAGAUUGAAGAAGAAGUCAUUGAGGAAACUGACUAUGAUGGAUUUACUACAUAUGUCGACAAGAAUGGCAGAAGAUUCAGAAGGAGAGGACCAACAGUCCUAGCUGAUUUAUGGAACAUGGAUCCAAAUGAAAAAAUUGAUGUUGAGGUGAAUAAACAUGGAACUCCAUGUGGUCCUGAAUCAGGUUUAUUUGCAUCUUUCCUUGGAGUUGUAGCUAGAAAUGGACUGUUUACACCCUUGGAACUUAAUUGGAGAAAGGCUGAGUUUCGUCCUUAUAAAGCGAAGAUACUGGAUCUUGUUCAGACGAAGUUCCGAUAUCCAGCUGCUACCACCAAAUGGAUUUUGUCAACUGUGAAUAGAAGGUGGAGCGACUACAAGACGAAACUGAAAAGUAAAUAUUAUGAUCCUGAGCUGUCUAUUGAAGAAAUUCUUGCAAUACCGAAGCCUGAAGGCAUUAUUGAUACUCAUUGGCAGACUUUGGUUAACCGAUGGUAUACUGAAGACUUUCAGAGGCUAAGUAAGAUAAACGCUGAAAAUGCUAGCAACAUGAAGACUCCACAUACAUGUGGAAGGAUGAGCAUUGCAAGGUGGAAGGCUAUAAAAACUAAGGAAACUGGAAAAGAACCUGAUAGGCUGGAAACAUUUGAAGAUACUCAUACAAGAAAGAACGGGACCUAUGUGAAUGGGUAUACUGCAACCCUAAUUGAGAAGGCGUAUACUCUUAGACAAGAAGGUUCGUUUGAUAAUGAACAAAUUUUUCAGAAGGUGCAUGGGCCAGAGCAUCCUGGGAGGGUUCGUUGUGCUGGUUUGGGACCAACGCCAUCGACUUAUUUGGGGCCUUCUUGUUCUUCAGCUUCAAUAAAUUCUACCACGACAUCAAACUCUAACGAGGUAGACGCUCUAAGAAGUGAAGUGAUAGAACUGAGAAAUGAACUGGCGGAAGCAAAAAGUGAGGUAGUUGAACUGAGAAGUGGGAUGGAUCAGCUGCAAAUGGAAGUAGACACACUGAAGACAUGUUCUUGCAACAUCUUCGUAGGGAGAAGGGGUCAAUGGAGGGUUCAAUUCGUGCACUAUCUUCAUCAAGCGAAAGUGCUACACGGGGUUGACAAAAGGUAAGUAAAAAAAAGGCAAAAUACACUUUCAUAGCCAUAACUAUUCGCGUUGUGUCAAUAAUAGCCACUUUUUAAAAAAUACACAGAUAUAGCCACUUUUUCAAACUUGGUUGACAAAUUUAGCCAUUUUCUUUAAAAAAAUUAACACCGUUAGAAGCACCGUUAGUAACAUGGAUGUUGUGCUGAUGUGGAUGA